AUGUUCUACAAUAUUCAUCUAUUAUUUUUAUAUUUUAUUUUAAUUGGAAUAAUUAUUAAUAAAGAAAAUUUAAAAAAUAAUAAUGAAAAUGCCUGUGCUUCUCCUGUAUUUAUUCCAUCUCAAGACCCUUCUUCUAUGUCAAAUGCUAGAUGUUCCGAUUUAAUAAUUUAUCCAAUAAAUGCUGUUGAUCAAUCAGAUCAAUAUAGAUUUGACUAUAGCGAUGUUGGAUUUGGUAAUACACACGGAUUGGGGGCUUCUGUGACGGUAACAUGCACAACUGAUAGUCAACCAGCUACUGUUGAGGGAUAUGAUCAACAAAGGGCUUCUAUAACAUCAUCCCCUGCGUUAAUAGCUAGUUGUUCUCAAGUAGAAGGAUCACAAUAUACUUGGGUAAAUAUUAGAGCUUCACCGGAAGUUCUAGUUCCGUAG
Meloidogyne enterolobii is the source of this 429-nucleotide messenger RNA. Lineage: Eukaryota; Metazoa; Nematoda; Chromadorea; Rhabditida; Meloidogynidae. The record is from the annotation of a GenBank genome assembly.